Oncorhynchus tshawytscha (Chinook salmon) is the source of this 2375-nucleotide messenger RNA. It is a transcript of the gene pola2, whose product is annotated as polymerase (DNA directed), alpha 2. Gene Ontology annotation, cellular component: alpha DNA polymerase:primase complex. The transcript has 17 exons. Gene Ontology annotation, biological process: DNA replication; DNA replication initiation. Gene Ontology annotation, molecular function: DNA binding. The coding region runs from base 269 to 2095 and encodes 608 amino acids. The record is from RefSeq and is a predicted model, not a curated record. NCBI's taxonomy places the organism in Eukaryota, Metazoa, Chordata, Actinopteri, Salmoniformes, Salmonidae.
GUAGUUUCCCAACUAUUAUUAUUAAUCAAGUUAUUGUUGGUUGUCGUAUAACUGUUAGCUAGUCAACUUUUAGUUGGUUGUUCGAGUAUUUGGGAAUCAUAAUGAUGUCGGAAGUGGUAGCAAGGCUGUGAAAAUAGCUAGCAGGCUUAUUAACUAUCACAACAUUGUUCUUGGCAGUAGUUGGCUGGUUUAUCUUGUUUUAUUUGUAGUUUUUUCCCCCUCUAUCAGAUAUUCCACACGUUAAUUGGCUCAGUUAAUUUGUAAAACAAUGGCAUUAGUAAAUGCAGAUAGAAUCAAAUCGGAGCUGAACACGUUCGACAUUGGUUGUGGAGACGACAUAUUGGACAAGAUGUUGGAGCAGUGUCUGUGCAACAGGUUGCAGGGGCAUGAGAUAGUCCUGGAGUGGGUGGCUUUCAGCACCACCAAGGGAGGCUUGAAACUCAGUUUGAACACACUGGAGCAGUUUGAGCAUGAGGUUCUAAACAAGAAAUACAAGGCCAAACCGGCCAUCGCAAAGCGAGAGGAAUCACACAACAGAACCAGGGAUAUCAACUCGCUGCAUGACCUAAUCAAAGCAGAAGAAGAAGAGGAGAGUCUUCUGGACUCCUAUUCCACCCCAGCUAAGGGUUCUCAGAAGCGUGCCCUGACCACCCCAGAACACCCCCAGUCUAAGAGGAGUGCAGCUCUUAUAGCCAGCCCUGGCCUGCUGAUGUGCUCGGCCAGCUUCUUCCCCAGUGUGACCCCUUCUCAGAAGUACAGUCAGCGGGGAGGUCGGGGGGAGGUGGUGUCUACAUUUGGGGCCGUCCAGGGCACACGUUGGGCAGGGAGGAAAGGGCAGACGAACGGGGUUCAGCUGGAGCUCCUAGAGGGAUCAGAGGACUCUUUGAUUAACAACUACAAGUACAUGUUCCAAAGGCUGAGGGACGUCCGCAACGUGUUGACCGAGAAGAUUGAGGAGCUGGGAGAGGAACUGAGGACAAACUUCAACAUAGAAGAGUUCUCACCUGUGUCUCUUCCUGCUCAGGACAGUGUGAUUGUCCUGGGACAGGUGUGCUGUGACAGUAAUGGGAAGCUUAACUCUCAAUCGGUGCUGUUGGAGGCAGGGCCUGAUCAGGGUGGGCGGCAGGUGCCAGUAGACCUGUCUGAACUCAGAGACUACUCACUCUUCCCUGGACAGGUGGUCGUCAUGGAGGGGAUGAAUACUUCAGGGAGGAAGUUUGUGGCAUCUAAACUCUUUGAGGGUGUCCCUCUCCCAUUCUACUCAACUCCCAUCAAACAGGAAAUGGACAUGGACAUUCCUGAUGUUCCAGAGCAGUUUUUGGUGAUGGUGGCCUGUGGUCCCUACACCCCCUCUGACGGCCUGACCUUUGACCCACUGGUGGACCUCAUCAACGUCAUCGCCAGGGACCGCCCUGACGUUUGCAUACUGCUGGGACCCUUUGUGGACUCCAAACAUGAGCAGAUAGAGAAAUCUCUGGUGACGGAAACGUUUGAUGCCAUCUUCUCCAGAUGUGUGGGAAGCAUUGUGGAAGGCACCAAAGGAGUUGGAUGUCGGUUAGUAUUUGUUCCCUCCCAGAGAGAUGUCCACCAUCACUUCAUUUACCCACAACCCCCUUUCAUCCUGCCGGACCUCAGCAAGGAUGACGCAAAGCGUAUGACCCUGGUGCCUGACCCCUGCACCCUGCUCAUCGAUGGUGUGACCUUUGGCCUGACCUCUACAGACAUCCUUUUCCACAUGGGAGCAGAGGAGAUCAGCUGUGCCUCUGGCUCGGACAGAUUCUCACGCAUCUUGAAGCAUAUGUUGACCCAGAGAAACUACUACCCCUUGUACCCGCCUGUGGAGGAGGUGAACAUGGACUAUGAGAAGUUCCAGGGUUACGGCCAGAUGCCCCUCAGUCCCGAUGUGCUCAUCGUCCCCUCCGAGCUACGCUUCUUCAUCAAGGAUGUGAUUGGCUGCGUGUGUGUCAAUCCUGGACGCCUGACCAAGGGCCAGGUGGGAGGGACUUAUGGCAGGCUGCUCAUCCAGAGGAGCGCCCCAUCGAUAGAUGGGAAGAGAGUCAGUCCCUGUGUGGCCGGCCAAGUGGUCAAGAUCUAAUCUGAUUGAAGACUGACUGAAGAUUGAUUUCUCUCCCCAUCGCUCUCAUCUUCAUAUUACAAAAUUAUCUAUUCUACAAUGACUAUUAAUGUAGCUAGCUGCUUACUGUAAUUUAAUUUGAUAAUUUGCUCAGUCCUGUAUGUGUUUGGUAUUCUACUGAAUCACUCCUUAUUUUAUAGUGGAGUUUUCCAAAGACAUGAUGAUAUUGGGCACUUCAAUGAUUAUCAGUCAUCCAUUCUGAUUCUCACACUAUUCUUGUCAAUAAAUAAUUAUUUCUCAA